GGUUAGUUUUGAGAUUUCAAAACGUCAAAAUAUGCCAAUGUUCAAGUUCAAUUUUUUUUUUUAAAUGCCUGUUGAUGUUGAUCCCUUAGUAACCUUUGGACUGGACUUACUAUUUAAAAUUUUAUCAAAUAUCGUUGUUUUACGUACAGAAACCACUUAGUAUUUUAUAGUUAAUUAUUCAGAAUGGCCGCUCUACAACGUUUAACAGGAAGAAUUGCAGUUGUCACAGCUUCCACUGAUGGUAUUGGUUUUGCCAUUGCUCAAAGACUAGCUCAAGAAGGAGCUAAAGUUAUUAUAAGCAGUAGGAAGGAAAAGAAUGUAGAAAAAGCCACGGCAGCACUCAAGAAUGAAGGACUUGAUGUCACUGGUCUAGUGUGCCAUGUAUCAAAACCUAGUGAUAGGAGAAGAUUAUUUGAGGAAGCAAAAAAAGUUGGAGGUCUUGAUAUUUUGGUGUCGAAUGCUGCAAUUAGUCCCGCCGUAGGGGGUGUUCUGGACUGUACAGAAGAACACUGGGACAAAUUAUUUGAUGUGAAUGUUAAGUCUUCUUUUCUUUUGGCUCAAGAAGCUCUGCCACUCUUGAGAAACAGUAAGGCAGGGAGAAUAGUUUUUAUAUCUUCAAUUGCUGGUCUUCAACCUUCCGAGUUUUUGGGAGCCUAUUCUGUAACUAAAACAGCCUUACUGGGACUUACCAAGGCUGCAGCUGUACACUUAGCUAGGGAGAACAUAACUGUCAAUUCAGUGUGUCCUGGUUUGAUAGAGACAAAGUUUUCUGAGGCCAUAACAAAAGAUGAAGAGGCAGCUAAGAUGGCUGUGCCAGCAAUACCAAUGAAUAGAUUUGGUCAACCAAAAGAAAUAUCUGGUAUAGUGGCUUACUUAGCAUCUGAUGAUGCAUCCUAUGUAACUGGGGAGAACUAUGUGAUAGCAGGAGGAAUGGCAUCGCGAUUAUAAUUUCUAAAGAAGAAAAUUUACAUGUACACUAUUGUGUGUGUUCGGGGAAUAAUAUAUCCCAAGGGAACUGGGAACAGGGAUAAGAUUUGUUAUACAGAAGAUAAAUGUUUUUAUUAAAUUUUAUUCUUUGUUUA
Messenger RNA from Diabrotica virgifera virgifera (western corn rootworm), 1082 nucleotides. Its product is annotated as dehydrogenase/reductase SDR family member 4. The transcript has 4 exons. Gene Ontology annotation, molecular function: carbonyl reductase (NADPH) activity. Bases 184 to 948 code for a protein of 254 amino acids. The record is from RefSeq and is a predicted model, not a curated record. NCBI's taxonomy places the organism in Eukaryota, Metazoa, Arthropoda, Insecta, Coleoptera, Chrysomelidae.